Molecule: messenger RNA, 1274 nt
Organism: Populus euphratica (Euphrates poplar)
Lineage: Eukaryota; Viridiplantae; Streptophyta; Magnoliopsida; Malpighiales; Salicaceae
Product: mitogen-activated protein kinase kinase kinase YODA
Exons: 2
Coding region: 24-1082 (352 amino acids)
Biological process (GO): protein phosphorylation; signal transduction
Molecular function (GO): ATP binding; protein kinase activity
Source: RefSeq, a predicted model, not a curated record
GUUUCUAAAAACGCUAAACAAACAUGGAGUGGGUAAGAGGAGGCUGCCUUGGCUAUGGCAGUUCAUCUACAGUCCAUCUUGCAACAUCUAAGAAUUCAUCCUCUACGUAUCCCGAAGUGAUGGCAGUGAAGUCCUGCAACCAAUCGGACACCACCUUGCUCGAGAACGAGAGGGAAGUUUUGAAUGAAAUUGGCCUCUGUCCACAAAUCAUCCAAUGUUUUGGCGACUGUCAAGCUACUGCAGAAAACAAUGAAUUCUUAUAUAAUCUGCUGUUGGAGUAUGCUAAAGGAGGAAGCUUAUCUUACAAGAUCAAGAAGUCUGGUGGUUGCUUGCAAGAAGGUGAUGUCAAAGACUACACGAGAUCGAUACUGAAGGGUCUGAGUUGUGUUCACGGAAAGGGAUUUGUCCACUGUGACUUGAAGCUUGAUAAUAUAUUGUUGUUUGAGAAUGGUGAAGUGAAGAUUGCAGAUUUUGGGCUGGCAAAGAAAACAGGGCAGAAACAGGGGAGAGUGGAAAUUAGAGGAACUCCUCUUUAUAUGGCACCCGAGUCAGUCAACAAUAAUGAAUACGAGUCAGGAGCCGAUAUCUGGGCUCUUGGGUGUGCCAUUGUUGAGAUGGUGACAGGGAAACCGCCGUGGAAUUGGAAGCCAGGGACCAAUAUGUUUGUAUUGUUGAUCAGAAUUGGGAAAGGUGAUGAAUUGCCAACAAUACCUGAAGAAUUGUCCCAACAAGGCAAAGAUUUUCUGUCGAAGUGCUUUGUCAAAGAUCCUAAACGAAGAUGGACUGCUGACAUGCUUCUGGAACAUCCUUUUGUUGCUGAUCAAGGGAAGGGCACUGUUCCAUUGAGAGAAGAAAUUGAAGUGCCAUCAACUUCACCAAGAUGCCAUUUUGAUUUCCCAGAUUGGGUUUCAAUUCAAUCACCAUCACCAAGAUCGGAGUUUUUGUCCGAUGAUGGAGUGGGAUUAGUCUUUUCUUCAUUAAAUUCUUCUUCUUGGAUCUCAGCAGCAGAUAGAAUCCGGCAACUCGCGAGUGAUCAAUGUUGCAAUUGGUCGGAUUCUGGAUCCUGGGUCGCUGUUAGGUGAGCCAGAGUCAAAGCAGAGAAGGAGAUUCAAGCAAUUGGGAAGAUAACUUUUCAUUAACAUCGACCUGUUGAUAUUAUUCAUUUAAUUUUUUUUUUUUACAGUCACGAUUGAAGGCUCAACGGGUUGAGCUCCCUGUACAGAUUUUUCUAAUUUUUUUGCUUUGAAAUACAAUUUAAUUGCUUCACCAAGAAA